AUGGCGACUGCUCAGAGGCAAAGGACUUCAAUGAAUGCAAUUGUAUUUCCUAAUAAAAUAUCUACUGAGCAGCAGUCUUUGUUAUUAGUGAAGAGACUCCUUGCAGUGGCUGUAUCCUGCAUUACAUAUCUAAGAGGAAUCUUUCCUGAAAGUGCGUAUGGAACAAGAUACUUGGAUGAUCUCUGUGUCAAAAUUCUGAGGGAAGACAAGAACUGCCCUGGAUCAACUCAGUUGGUGAAAUGGAUGUUAGGAUGCUAUGAUGCCUUGCAGAAGAAAUAUCUAAGAAUGAUUGUCCUAGCAGUCUACACUCAUCCAGAAGAUCCUCAGACAAUUACAGAAUGUUACCACUUCAAAUUCAAAUACACCCACAAUGGGCCACUCCUGGACUUCAGCAGUAAGAAUAAACAAAAUGAUUCCACCAUCACGUGUGCAGACACGAAGAAAGCAAGUAUCCUCCUCAUUCGCAAGAUCUAUGUUCUGAUGCAAAACCUGGGUCCGCUACCAAAUGAUGUUUGCUUGACAAUGAAGCUGUUUUAUUAUGAUGAAGUUACACCACCUGAUUACCAACCUCCUGGCUUUAAGGAAGGUGAAUGUGAGGGCAUGAUAUUUGAGGGGGAGCCAAUGUACCUAAAUGUGGGUGAAGUGCCAACGCCUUUUCAUAUGCUGAAAGUUAAAGUUACAACUGAAAAACAACGAAUGGAAAAUGCUGAUAAAAACAUACUAAAGCAAGGAGACACUAAUGUGCCUCUGCAGGUGCUCAAACUGGACAAAGAUGAUACAGAAGAACAGAACCAGCACAUGAAUGAAGAUCCUGUCUUGGAUAAUAAAGUGAAAGACGGGAAAAACGUAAAUACUUCGGAAGUUGAAGAACCAAAUUUAACUUGUGAAGAAGAUGAAAUUACCAAGGCAGAAGAGAAUCGAAAUCCGUAUGUUUCUAAUCCCCAGGUCGAUCAUUUAGCGCAUAAGACGUCUGAACUUCACAUGUCAGAGAGCAGGACAAGAAGUGGAAAGAUAUUUCAAACCAGCACAGUUCAUCAGUUUGAACUCUCCUCCAGUCAAGAUGUUCUGCCAAAAAGGAGAAAAAUUAGUGAACCAAAGGAGCAGUUUUAG
This is a messenger RNA of Rhea pennata, 1110 nucleotides long. It is a transcript of the gene HORMAD1, whose product is annotated as HORMA domain containing 1. NCBI's taxonomy places the organism in Eukaryota, Metazoa, Chordata, Aves, Rheiformes, Rheidae. The coding region runs from base 1 to 1110 and encodes 369 amino acids. The transcript has 13 exons. The record is from RefSeq and is a predicted model, not a curated record.